GGAUUGCUCAUAUUCAGGGAUGUGGCCAUAGAAUUCUCUCAGGAGGAAUGGGGAUGCCUGAACCACAGUCAACGGGAAGUGUACAGGGAUGUGAUGUUAGAGAACUAUGGACACCUCCUCUUCUUGGGGACUGCUGACCUUCAGGGAUGUAGCCAUAGAAUUCUCUCAGGAGGAAUGGGGAUGCCUGAACCAGAGUCAGCGAGAACUGUACAGGGAUGUGAUGUUAGAGACCUAUGGACACCUUCUCUUCUUGGGCCUCAUUGUGUCGAAACCACACCUGGUCAUUUUUUUGGAACAAAAGAGGGAGCUCUGGGAUGUGAAGAGAGAGAAGACGGUAGCCUCACCAGCAGGUAGGUGGGCAUGA
Acinonyx jubatus (cheetah) is the source of this 364-nucleotide messenger RNA. Its product is annotated as KRAB domain-containing protein 5-like. The transcript has 3 exons. The record is from RefSeq and is a predicted model, not a curated record. Bases 107 to 364 code for a protein of 85 amino acids. Lineage: Eukaryota; Metazoa; Chordata; Mammalia; Carnivora; Felidae. Gene Ontology annotation, biological process: regulation of DNA-templated transcription.